Messenger RNA from Rotaria sp. Silwood1, 612 nucleotides. NCBI's taxonomy places the organism in Eukaryota, Metazoa, Rotifera, Eurotatoria, Philodinida, Philodinidae. The record is from the annotation of a GenBank genome assembly.
AUGAUAGAUAUUCUCUACCGUUGUGUAUAUCAAAAACUAGUUGUAUUACCUGAUGAUAUGGAUGACGAAGAUACUACUCAUGGAUCUGAACAAUACCACAAACUAAUAGUUGACUCGACUUGUAUCUCAAUUGAUCAACCUGAAGAUCGUGAAGAACGUAAAACCUAUUACCACGGGAAAAGUCCGACUAAUUAUGGGUUUAAAGUGCAGAUAGCUUGUGAUUUUCGUCAUCAAAUUGUACAUGUCUCGGAGUGUUUUAAAGGCAGUGUACACGACUUAACCAUUCUCAGAGAAUCCGGGCUCUUAGAAUGCGUAGAAGACAAUGGCCAAAUCAUUGCUGAUAAAGGUUAUAUUGGUGAACCAUAUGUAGUAACUCCGAGAAAAAAACCUCGCGGUGGUGAACUUACAACCGAAGAUAAAGAUUUUAAUCGAAAUAUCUGUUCCGCAAGAGCAGCUAUUGAAAAUAUCAAUCAACGUAUGAAACAAUACGCGAUUAUAGGACAUGUUUACCGAGGAUCUUAUGGUGACUUCGACAAGAUUACUAAAAUCACACGCGUAGUUUCUGCUCUUUGUAAUCUUAAUUUGGAUAAACAUCCUAUUCCCAAGGAUUGA